Molecule: messenger RNA, 321 nt
Organism: Haemonchus placei
Lineage: Eukaryota; Metazoa; Nematoda; Chromadorea; Rhabditida; Trichostrongylidae
Source: the annotation of a GenBank genome assembly
AUACGCGAUGCUGCCGAGCAGGAUGCUGAAGCAGCGUCUCAGCGCAUGGAAGAAGAUGCAUAUGAUCGUGAAAAACAGUUCCAAAGGCAACGUCAACAGCAGCUGAAUUUGAAUGAGUUCAAAGAGCGACAACAGGCUUUACAACAACUCGAGCAAGAUAUCGGUGAUGUGAAUCAAAUAUUUGCUGAUCUGGCACGAAUAGUUCACGAUCAAGGCGAUAUGGUUGACAGCAUCGAAGCGAAUGUGGAGCAUGCUCAAAUUCACGUAGAGCAGGUUAGUAUCGUGCCAAUGUCGAGUGUCAGACGUACUCCCAAGCAAUAG